This is a messenger RNA of Saccostrea cuccullata (small rock oyster), 1109 nucleotides long. Its product is annotated as circularly permutated Ras protein 1-like. Gene Ontology annotation, biological process: signal transduction. Lineage: Eukaryota; Metazoa; Mollusca; Bivalvia; Ostreida; Ostreidae. The transcript is spliced from 6 exons. Bases 52 to 1074 code for a protein of 340 amino acids. Gene Ontology annotation, cellular component: plasma membrane. The record is from RefSeq and is a predicted model, not a curated record. Gene Ontology annotation, molecular function: GTPase activity; GDP binding; GTP binding.
GGGGAAAACCAAAGUAUUUUACAGCGUUGUUGUUGACUGCAAGAUAGGAUAAUGGAUUUUGGGGGAAGUCUUGUGUACGUGGGUCUGACAGACGAGCAGGAAGACAUACCUGAGGAAGAUGAUCUGGAGGAGAAGGAAGAAGAAAUUGAUCCCCAGAAUGCAGAUGAAGAGACAUGUUGCUUGGAUAUUCUGGACACAGCAGGGCAAGAAGAGUAUUCCUCUGUACGAGACAUGUACAUGAGUUCGGGGGACGGCUUUAUGAUUAUCUACAGCAUUACUAGCAGAUCGUCAUUCAACGAGGCCUCAGCCAUUUAUCACCUUACUCAGAAAAUUAAAGGCAUGGAUCAUGUACCUUCGAUUCUUUGUGGGAAUAAAAGUGAUCUAGAGCAAGAGAGAGAGGUAUCAUUUGAGGAGGGGAAGAAGCUGGCAGAAUCCCUUGGCAUUCCUUUUUUAGAAACCUCUGCAAAAACAGGAAGCCUAGUAAAGGAAGCAUUUGAAAAUCUGGUUUUAGAAAUUCCUGAACACAAAGCUACACACAAAAUCGUCAUGCUUGGGUCUGGAGCUGUUGGAAAAUCGUCACUGACAAUUAGAUAUGUAUCGGACCAAUUUGUUGAGAAUUAUGAUCCAACCAUUGAAGAUUCUUAUCGUAAAAUGGUCAAAGUGAAGGGAAGACGAAGAAAAGCAGAGCAAGGUGAACAAGAAAAACCCAGAAGACAAGUAUCCAGGGUAAGAAGCUUCAUCUCCUCAAUUAGUGGGAUCUUCUCUCGCAGAUUGUCUGGACGACGAUCAGCCACAGCAGAAGAUUUACCCGAUCAGCAACGGAGAGGUGACACAAGGGGAGGUCAUCCAAGUCGUCGAAAGUCAGCCCCGCCCAUACGAUCUCAGACCAAGGCCAAGAAGACCAUUAAAUGUCAGAAAGCCGACACCAAUGUCAUCUUGGUGUCCAUGAAGGAUCUUGAUCAGAUGGACAAUGUUGCUACGGGCGACCCGGUGUAUUGUGAUGGGUGUCAGGUUGUGUUGUCUUGUAUCUCUGAGACACAACAGGAUGGAGACAAGCUGCUAUGGAACUGGUAAUAUUAAAGCCAUUGACAUUCAUUUACUAUGCAGAG